This is a messenger RNA of Fraxinus pennsylvanica, 2868 nucleotides long. Lineage: Eukaryota; Viridiplantae; Streptophyta; Magnoliopsida; Lamiales; Oleaceae. The record is from the annotation of a GenBank genome assembly.
AUGGGGGCGAAGGAUGAAGCUUUGGAGGCUCUGAAGGAGGAGGCUAUGGAUUUGGAGAAUGUACCAAUGGAAGACGUUUUUGAAAAUUUAAGGUGCACAAGAGAUGGCCUCUCAUCUAAGGAUGCCCACAGAAGGCUUGAAAUCUUUGGUCAAAAUAAGCUUGAGGAAAAGGAGGAGAAUAAGAUUCUGAAGUUCUUGGGGUUUAUGUGGAACCCUCUUUCAUGGGUAAUGGAAGCUGCAGCUGUCAUGGCCAUUGCUCUGGCUAAUGGAGGAGGAAAACCACUGGAUUGGCAAGAUUUUGUUGGGAUUGUUACUCUUCUUGUAAUCAACUCUACCAUAAGUUUCAUCGAAGAGAACAAUGCUGGAAAUGCAGCUGCAGCUCUUAUGGCUCGCCUUGCUCCUAAAGCUAAGGUUCUUCGAGAUGGGAGAUGGACUGAAGAAGAUGCUGCCAUUCUCGUUCCUGGCGAUGUAGUAAGUAUAAAGCUCGGAGAUAUAAUUCCAGCUGAUGCUCGUCUCCUCGAAGGCGAUCCUUUAAAGAUAGAUCAGUCUGCGCUCACAGGAGAAUCCCUUCCUGCAACAAAAUGCCCCGGUGAUGGUGUUUAUUCGGGGUCCACUGUCAAACAAGGGGAGAUUGAAGCAGUGGUCAUUGCGACAGGCGUUCACACUUUCUUUGGCAAGGCUGCCCAUCUUGUAGACUCCACUAAUCAAGUGGGACAUUUUCAGAAGGUCUUAACUGCCAUUGGAAAUUUCUGCAUAUGUUCCAUUGCCUUGGGAAUGAUUGUUGAAGUCAUUGUAUUGUAUCCUAUACAACAUCGUGAUUAUCGUCCUGGAAUUGAUAAUCUGCUUGUGCUUCUUAUUGGAGGAAUUCCAAUUGCAAUGCCAACAGUUUUGUCUGUUACAAUGGCAAUUGGUUCCCACCGUUUAUCCCAACAGGGAGCCAUCACUAAAAGAAUGACGGCAAUUGAAGAAAUGGCAGGCAUGGAUGUGCUUUGCAGUGACAAAACUGGAACUUUAACAUUGAACAAACUGACUGUUGACAAAAAUCUUAUUGAGGUCUUCACUAAAGGAGUUGAUGUAGAUACUGUUGUUUUAAUGGCUGCCAGAGCCUCUCGGUUGGAAAACCAAGAUGCCAUUGACGCUGCAAUCGUGGGGAUGUUGGCUGAUCCUAAGGAGGCAAGGGCUGGAAUUCAAGUAGUUCAUUUCCUACCCUUCAACCCAACGGAUAAGCGCACAGCUUUGACAUACAUUGAUAGCGAAGGUAAAAUGCAUCGAGUCAGCAAAGGUGCCCCUGAACAGAUCUUGGGUCUUGCACACAACAAAUCAGAGAUACAGCGGCGGGUUCAUUCUGUGAUUGAUAAGUUUGCUGAGCGUGGAUUAAGAUCACUUGCAGUGGCACACCAGGAAGUUCCUGAAGGAAAGAAGGAGAGUCCGGGAGGUCCAUGGCAAUUUAUAGGACUCUUGCCUCUUUUUGAUCCACCCAGGCACGACAGUGCUGAGACAAUCAGAAGGGCUCUGAAUCUUGGGGUGAAUGUUAAGAUGAUUACUGGUGAUCAGCUAGCAAUAGCAAAGGAAACAGGGCGUCGUCUGGGAAUGGGUACCAACAUGUAUCCUUCAUCUUCUUUACUAGGAAAUAACAAAGACGAGUCAAUUGCUGCAUUGCCUGUUGAUGAGCUAAUUGAAAAGGCUGAUGGCUUUGCUGGUGUUUUUCCUGAGCACAAAUAUGAAAUUGUCAAACGUUUACAAGCUAUGAAACAUAUUUGCGGAAUGACUGGUGAUGGGGUCAAUGAUGCCCCUGCACUCAAGAAGGCUGACAUUGGAAUUGCUGUUGCUGAUGCAACUGAUGCUGCUCGUAGCGCUUCUGAUAUUGUCCUAACAGAACCUGGUCUAAGUGUGAUCAUUAGUGCUGUAUUGACCAGUCGGGCAAUCUUUCAGAGGAUGAAGAAUUACACAAUUUAUGCUGUUUCCAUUACAAUACGUAUCGUGCUUGGUUUUAUGUUACUUGCACUCAUAUGGAAGUUCGAUUUUCCUCCUUUUAUGGUUUUGAUAAUUGCCAUCCUCAACGAUGGUACCAUUAUGACAAUUUCAAAGGAUAGGGUGAAGCCAUCUCCUUUACCAGACAGCUGGAAAUUGUCGGAGAUAUUUACAACCGGAAUCGUUCUUGGAAGCUACUUAGCAAUGAUGACAGUCAUUUUCUUCUGGGCAGCAUAUGACACGAACUUUUUCCCCCGUGUGUUUGGGGUUCCAACUCUUGAGAAAACAGCUCAUGAUGACAAUAGAAAGCUAGCCUCAGCGGUAUACUUGCAAGUGAGUAUCAUCAGUCAAGCCCUCAUAUUCGUGACAAGAUCCCAAAGUUGGUCUUUCGUCGAGCGUCCGGGACUUCUUCUUGUGGGAGCAUUUCUCAUUGCUCAACUGAUUGCUACGCUUAUUGCAGUCUAUGCAAACUGGAGUUUUGCUGCAAUUGAAGGAAUUGGAUGGGGUUGGGCUGGGGUUAUAUGGCUUUAUAAUCUCAUAUUUUAUUUUCCCCUUGAUUUGAUCAAGUUCUUCAUCAGAUAUGUUUUGAGUGGGAGGGCUUGGGAUCUUAUUUUUGAGCAAAGGAUUGCCUUCACAAGGAAAAAGGACUUUGGAAAGGAAGAGCGCGAACUUAAGUGGGCACAUGCGCAGAGGACUCUCCAUGGGCUUCAUCCACCCGAGACACAUUUUGGUGAACGUAGUAAUAACAAAGAUCUUAAUCAAAUUGCUGAAGAGGCAAAACGACGAGCUGAGAUGGCAAGGCUGAGAGAGUUGCACACACUGAAAGGCCAUGUAGAAUCAGUUGUAAAACUAAAGAAUCUCGACAUAGACACAAUUCAGCAAUCAUAUACUGUUUGA